Molecule: messenger RNA, 1656 nt
Organism: Amoebophrya sp. A25
Lineage: Eukaryota; Dinophyceae; Syndiniales; Amoebophryaceae
Source: the annotation of a GenBank genome assembly
AUGAUUAGUAGUGUCGCUGUUCUCAAGGAGUCCAACAUCUACACAUCUCCAGCGGAUACUAUUAGUUUUGCAGCAGUAGAGGAGUUCGCGAGCGAUUUGAAUGCCACACACGAUACCCUUUUGAUGAGCGUGGAGAAAACAGACACCGUUUUCAAAAAGUUCAUCUUGAAGUCUAUUGCGUCGGUGCGUCUUCAACUGCAAGAUGCUGAGUGGUUCAAAGCAGCUUCCACGGACAUAGAGAAUUAUCUGGCCAGCGAAAGCGGUAGCGUUUAGUUGUAGAGUUGUGCUUCUAUAUGCGACCUUUUUUCAUUCCGAUCCAGUCUCCUGAUCAAGAAGAACGAUGCAAAUUAUUUGAUAGACUUCACUCUGUUUUUGUUCUCCACAACUUCUUGCCUGUCUUCAAUUAUAUGCAGGCUCUUGAUAUAUCUUACGCACACUCCCAUGACUAUUAACUUUCACGAUUUCACUCGCUACCAGAUAUGACGCACGAUGGCCUUAUGGAACUUGGAGAUAAGCGCUUGGUUAAGUGCCUUGAACUAUUUGCGAAGGACUUUAAAGAAGUGGGCCUGCAGUUUGAGCGCUUGUUGGAAUUCAAAGCACAGAAAAACCCAAGUUUACUGGCGCAAGACCGUACUGAUUCGAAAACAUCAGCAGAGCUUCUUCGAGGAUUUGGCUUUCAGGUCGCCGAACCAGAAGCUCCGGAGCAAAAUUCAGGGGAGCGCCCAGAGGGCCCGAAUGUACUACCUACUACAAAUCACCUUGACCUUGGCGAUUUUAUUUUUGAUGGUGCGGACGUUGGUGAAGACGCUGAUGAUGACCACACUAAUCAUGCGAAACUACAAUCUUCACAGGAUGCGAAUGCCAACUCUGCUUCCGGUCCCGGUCUUACAAACAGAGGCGCUCCGCCAGUACCUGGACACGGCAACGUGCCGCGAGGGAACAAUAAUCCGGUCCCGCACCCUCCUGCGAAUCCACAACCCAACGCACCCCCGCCUGUGCCUCCCAUGAAUCCGAAGCCGCCGGUCAUCAACCCGCAACCGCAACCAGGCAACAUCAACAAUCCUGUCCCCGCGCCGCCGGGGAACCAUAAUCCAGUCCUGAGUCCUCCUGUGAGUGCGCAGCUCAGCGUGUCUCCCCCUGGGCCUGCCAUGAGUCCGAGUCUGCCGCUGCUGCUGAGUCCUCCUGUGCAGCCAUGCAGUCAAAACAUGAAUCCUAACGUGGUGCCCAACGUCAACCCGGGCUUCAAUGUGCCUCCUGCUGUAGUCCCAUCUGUGCCUCCUCCGGUGGGUCCAGCGUUGUUGCUGAAUCCUCUUGUGCAACCGGGCAAUCUGAACAUGAGUCCUAACGUGGUGCACAACGUGAGUCCAGGCUUCAAUGUGCCUCCUGCUGUAGUGCCAUCUGUGCCUCCUCCGGUGGGUCCAGCGUUGUUGCCGAGCCCUCCUGUGGGGCCGGACAGUCUCAGCAUGAGUCCUAACGUGGUGCAAAACGUCAGCCCGGUCUUGAGUGUGCCUCCUGCUGUAGUCUCAUCUGUGCCUCCUCCGGUGGGUCCAACGUUGUUGCCGAGCCCUCCUGUGCAACCGGACAGUCUCAACAUGAAUCCUAACGUGGUGCAAAACGUCAGCCCGGGCUUGAAUGUGCCUCCUGCUGUAGGUGUAG